AUGGGGGAUUGGAACUUGUUGGGGAGUAUCUUAGAAGAGGUACAUAUUCAUUCAACCAUCGUGGGAAAAAUCUGGCUAACCAUCCUUUUUAUAUUCCGAAUGCUCGUUCUUGGUGUGGCAGCAGAGGAUGUUUGGGACGAUGAGCAGAGUGAGUUUGUGUGCAACACGGACCAGCCUGGGUGUAAGAAUGUGUGCUACGACGAUGCAUUCCCCAUUUCUCUUAUCCGAUACUGGGUGUUACAAAUCAUUUUCGUGUCCUCUCCCUCUCUGGUGUACAUGGGACAUGCACUGUACCGUUUGAGGGCCCUUGAAAAAGAGAGACACAAGAAAAAAGCUUUCCUGAAAGCGGAGCUAGAGGGCGCUGAGCCCGUUCAUGAAGACAGACAGAGGAUAGAGAGGGAGCUGAGGAAGCUGGAGGAACAGAAGAGAGUAAGGAAAGCUCCACUCAGGGGCUCCUUGCUGCGCACAUAUGUUUUCCAUAUCUUGACGAGGUCAGUGGUAGAGAUUGGCUUCAUAGUGGGACAAUAUGUGCUGUACGGAGUUGGCCUGGAUCCUUUGUACAAAUGUGAGAGAUUGCCUUGCCCGAACAGUGUGGAUUGCUUUGUGUCCAGACCAACUGAGAAGAACAUUUUCAUGAUCUUCAUGCUCGUCAUCGCUGGGGUUUCUUUGUUCUUGAAUCUCCUCGAGAUAUUCCACCUGGGAGUGAAAAAAGUCAAGCAAAGUCUGUAUGGAAAUAAAGGUACAGAUGACGAAAGCUUAUUAGUGUUCAGGUCCAAGAAAAACUCCAUGGUCCAGCAGGUGUGUGUCCUCACAAACUCAUCACCCCAAAAGAUGAUGCAACUCACUCAGACGGCCUACACAAUGGUCCCUAACAGCCACGUGGAUGCUAUCCCCUUGUACCUGCAUUCGGUAGCUCCUCACAACGAUAGUGGUGGCACCAACGACUCAGAGCAGUACCUCAGACAGACUGAGCUCCAGUCCCUGCGACAGCUGAGGACUGUGGAGCACCACUACACCCUGGACCAGAGGAACCACUCAUGCAGCAGUGAUGACUCCAACGGGCCUAAAGGCUCAGGCCAUCCCAGGCACGGUGGAGCACAGCCACGGCCUUCCCUUAUGGCCAGCCAUAUGGAGAUACCAGCAGCCCUGUGGAACCAGCUACGCAAACAGAGCCGGGUCAGCGCUCUGCAGGAUUACAGUGACAUGAGUGAUUCACCUGACAGUGGUCACUAUCCCACGGGGAGGAAGGCUAGUUUCAUGUCCCGAGGACUCUCUCAGACCAACCUGGACAGUCCUUCUGAUAGCCCGAACUCCGGGAGUGGGACGGACACAGAGGCCAAGCGUAUCGCCCAAGGAGAGAGCCCACCUAUGACCCCGCCUCCAGCCAGUGGACGAAGAAUGUCAAUGAGCAUGAUUCUGGAACUGUCUUCAAUCAUGAAAAAGUGAGAACUGGCUGAGGAACCAGAAGGAUCUGGGGACACUGAUUACGAAGCAACAUUCCCCUUCUAAUUGCCUAAUUGUAUUCAUAAUAACAUAUGUAUUGUGGAUGAGCAGUAAACGCGUUAGUAUAGUUACACUGAACAAAAAUAUAAAUGUAUCAUGCAAUUUUACUGAGUUACAGUUCACAU
This is a messenger RNA of Oncorhynchus kisutch (coho salmon), 1628 nucleotides long. RefSeq names its product gap junction protein alpha 10 b (gene gja10b). Gene Ontology annotation, cellular component: connexin complex. Lineage: Eukaryota; Metazoa; Chordata; Actinopteri; Salmoniformes; Salmonidae. The record is from RefSeq and is a predicted model, not a curated record. The transcript is spliced from 2 exons. Gene Ontology annotation, molecular function: gap junction channel activity. Bases 1 to 1446 code for a protein of 481 amino acids. Gene Ontology annotation, biological process: cell-cell signaling.